CUCUUGCAGUCGUCCAGGCCAGCGAAGAUGGCGGCGGAGAGGGAACCUCCUCCGCUGGGGGACGUGAAGCCCACCGACUUUGAGGAGCUGGAGGACGGAGAGGACCUGUUCACCAGCACGGUCUCCACCCUGGAGCGAUCUCUGUAGCUGAGUGUUCCUGUUUUUGUCAAAGGAAACACCAUGACUGUGUUGGCCCGCCAACUUUCUCUAGCCACAUUUGAAUUGCUUUACAUUGGAUGAGCGCACAUGCACCGGAAAUCCUAAUUUUAAGCAUUCAAGUCCGUCGUCUCCCGAACCAGCCAGUCUUCCUGCAGAAGAUAUUAGUGCAAACUCCAAUGGCUCCAAACCUGUAGAAGUCAUGCUAGACGAUGACAGAGAAGAUCUUUUCGCAGAAGCCACAGAAGAAGUUUCGUUGGACAGUCCAGAAAGAGAGCCUAUCCUCUCCUCUGAUCCUUCUCCUGCAGUCACUCCUGUCACGCCUACUGCACUCAUUGCUCCUAGAAUCGAAUCCAAGAGCAUUUCUGCUCCAGUGAUCUUUGAUAGAUCCAGGGAAGAGAUUGAAGAAGAAGCAAAUGGAGAUAUUUUUGAUAUAGAAAUUGGUGUGUCAGAUCCAGAAAAAGUUGGUGAUGGCAUGAAUGCUUACAUGGCAUAUAGAGUAACAACAAAGACUUCCCUUUCCAUGUUCAGUAAGAGUGAAUUUUCAGUCAAAAGAAGAUUCAGUGACUUUCUUGGUUUGCAUAGCAAAUUAGCAAGCAAAUAUUUACACGUUGGUUACAUUGUGCCACCAGCUCCAGAAAAGAGUAUAGUAGGUAUGACCAAGGUCAAAGUAGGUAAAGAAGACUCAUCAUCCACCGAGUUUGUAGAAAAACGAAGAGCAGCACUGGAGAGGUAUCUUCAGAGAACAGUGAAGCAUCCAACCUUGCUUCAGGAUCCUGACUUAAGGCAGUUCUUGGAAAGCUCAGAGCUGCCAAGAGCAGUUAAUACACAGGCUCUGAGUGGAGCAGGAAUAUUGAGGAUGGUGAACAAGGCUGCCGACGCUGUCAACAAAAUGACAAUCAAGAUGAAUGAAUCGGAUGCAUGGUUUGAAGAAAAGCAACAACAAUUUGAGAAUCUUGACCAGCAACUUCGGAAACUCCAUGCCAGUGUUGAGGCCUUGGUUUGUCAUAGAAAAGAACUUUCAGCCAACACUGCUGCCUUUGCUAAGAGUGCUGCCAUGCUAGGUAAUUCUGAGGAUCACACUGCCCUGUCUAGAGCCUUGUCUCAGCUUGCAGAGGUUGAGGAAAAGAUAGACCAGUUACAUCAAGAACAAGCUUUUGCCGACUUUUACAUGUUCUCAGAACUUCUUAGCGACUACAUUCGGCUCAUUGCUGCAGUGAAAGGUGUGUUUGACCAUCGGAUGAAAUGCUGGCAGAAAUGGGAAGAUGCUCAAAUUACUUUGCUCAAAAAACGUGAAACUGAGGCAAAAAUGAUGGUUGCUAACAAACCAGAUAAAAUUCAACAAGCUAAAAAUGAAAUAAGAGAGUGGGAGGCGAAAGUACAACAAGGAGAGAGAGAUUUUGAGCAGAUCUCUAAAACAAUUCGAAAAGAAGUGGGAAGAUUUGAGAAAGAAAGAGUGAAAGAUUUUAAAUCUGUUAUCAUCAAGUACUUGGAGUCAUUAGUACAAACACAGCAACAGCUGAUAAAGUACUGGGAGGCAUUCCUACCUGAAGCUAAAGCCAUUGCCUAGCGAUAAACGUUAUCCCUGUUAAGGAGACAUUGGAUUCCUCAGUGAGAUCAUCUAGAAACCAUCUAAAUAAACCACUAUAUAUUUUAUGAAUUACAUGUGGUUUUUUUUAUAUAUAAAGACAUAUGCGCUGACAUUUUAUCACCAGCUGCAUGUCCUGACCCUCUUUGAAUUCAGUGGACUGUGGCAUGACAUUCUGCAGUAUUUUGCUGAAUUGAACACUAUUGUGUCUUAAAUAAUUGCACUAAAAAGUGCACCGCAAGGCCAGAAAAUUUUACAAUCUUUUUUCUUUUAUGUUCUGUAUUAUGUUUACCCUCAUUGUGAAGCAAAUUAGCAAAUGCAUUGAUUAAUGUUCACUUAUACAUUCCUGUACAGAAAUGAUUUUGUGAUUAUAAUAAUAAAAUGAUAUUACUUGUGAAA
This is a messenger RNA of Arvicola amphibius (Eurasian water vole), 2143 nucleotides long. It is a transcript of the gene Snx2, whose product is annotated as sorting nexin 2. The transcript is spliced from 16 exons. The record is from RefSeq and is a predicted model, not a curated record. Gene Ontology annotation, cellular component: endosome; endosome membrane; retromer complex. Bases 359 to 1726 code for a protein of 455 amino acids. NCBI's taxonomy places the organism in Eukaryota, Metazoa, Chordata, Mammalia, Rodentia, Cricetidae. Gene Ontology annotation, molecular function: phosphatidylinositol binding. Gene Ontology annotation, biological process: early endosome to Golgi transport; intracellular protein transport.